Molecule: messenger RNA, 3156 nt
Organism: Pocillopora damicornis (cauliflower coral)
Lineage: Eukaryota; Metazoa; Cnidaria; Anthozoa; Scleractinia; Pocilloporidae
Product: solute carrier family 2, facilitated glucose transporter member 8
Biological process (GO): transmembrane transport; carbohydrate transport
Cellular component (GO): membrane
Molecular function (GO): sugar transmembrane transporter activity
Source: RefSeq, a predicted model, not a curated record
AUUUGAUUCCAAAAUCUGCCAAACAGACAUAUGUUACAUAACAGUAGUUUACAUAAGUGGAAGUUCUGUUCGUUUCGCGAUUGUAAUAGAGUUCGCUCUAGCGUGGGUAACAUUCGAGAUGGCCGAGCCUCGCGGGGAUGCUUACAAAAAAUCUCCUCAGUCCGAUGGAGCAAAACGUGAACAAGGAGUUAGCAGAGCAAUCCUGGCCGCGUUGAUCGCUGCGCUUGGCCCAGUGAGCUUUGGGUAUUGUAUUGGUUAUUCGUCUUCUGCUUUGGAAGAUUUGCAAAACGCUGAUUAUUCUUCAGUUGUGCGUCUAUCUGCAGAUCAGGGAUCCUGGUUUUCGUCUCUGAUCACCGUUGGCGCUAUUUUUGGCAGUCCUCUUGCUGGAUGGGCGAUUGAUAAGCUUGGUAGAAAGAGUACCAUAAUGUUAUGUGUUGUUCCUUUUGUAUUGGGAUGGCUUCUCAUCGGCUUUGCUCAAAAUCUCGCUAUGCUCUAUUCCGGCCGAGUUAUUUCAGGCUUAGCCUGUGGCGUGAUCUCAGUUACUGCCCCGGUUUACAUCUCAGAAACCGCCCCUCCUCGUCUAAGAGGCACACUGGGCACAUUCAACCAAAUGGGAAUUGUAUCGGGUAUCUUGUUCUCUUUCAUAACGGGCCACGCCCUCAACUGGUAUUGGUGUGCCAUAAUAGGAACAGGGUUCCCAACCUGUUUGUUGAUAUUGAUGAUUUUCAUGCCAGAAACUGUCUGCUGGCUGUUGGCUCGUGGAAAAGAAAAACGCGCCUACAUGACAGCAUGGUGGCUGCGAGGACCGAAUGCUGACGUGGAGAAGGAAAUUAUGGAAAUAAAAGAUAGCUUAGAAAACAAGGAGAGGAUGUCAAUCAAGGAAUUUGCCAAACCCAGUCUCUUACGUCCGUUCGCAAUCAGCUUGGCCCUUCAUUUCUUCCAACAGAGCACUGGCAUCAACGCAGUCAUGUUCUACUGUGCCACCAUCUUCCAAAAGGCUGGUUUCCAGAACAAAAGCACUAUGGUGCCGAUUUUAAUUGGCAUCAUCCAGGUAGUUGCCGCUGCCUUGUCUGUAAUUAUGAUUAGUCAUGCUGGUAGGCGUUUUCUGUUGAUCGUAGGUGGUGUAGGAAUGAGCAUAAGCCUUUUCAGCUUGGGUUCUUAUUUUUACAUCUCUGAGAACUCUCUGUCCAAGAAUAGCACUGUUACUUACUACGAUUUCUCGUGGGUGGCUGUUACGAGUGUUGCUGUGUACAUAGUGGCAUUUGGUAUGACAUGGGGUCCCUGUGCUUGGCUCAUAAUGAGCGAGAUAUUUCCAGUCAAGGCUAGGGGAAUAGCCAGUGGCAAUGCAACUCUGUUCAACUGGACUUGCGCAUUUACAAUCACUAAGACAUUUCCGUUCUUUAUCAAUACACUCACAGCGGCCGGAACCUUCUGGUUAUAUGGAAGUCAGGCGAUUAUGGCCGUAUUUUUUGUUUACGUUUGUGUCCCAGAAACGGAGGGAAAAUCUCUUGAGAAGAUUCAAAUGUUAUUCGAGGGUAAAGGGAAAAAAGAGAGGGAUUCCAUAGAAUUGCCCAUACGAGAAACCUACGUUCCCAUCACGGCAUCGAACAAAGCAUCCAACAUGACUGAGCUUGAAAAAGAGUUUACCUCAUCCAUUCAGUCCAACGAAAUAGUACAGAACGUCAGGGUCGGAAGAGCAAUCCUUGCUACUUUCAUUGCAGCUCUCGGCCCGUUGUCAUUUGGAUAUUGUAUGGGAUAUUCAUCGUCUGCUUUGGAAGAUCUAGUACAUCAAUCCAGUAGUGCUUCUGCUACUGGUUUAACUGACGGGCAAGGAUCAUGGUUUUCUUCCCUGGUCACAAUUGGAGCCAUUUUUGGAAGUCCCGUGGGUGGAUGGGCAAUUGACAAGUUUGGUCGCAAGAGUACGAUAAUGUUGUGCGUUGUACCAUUUGUUCUAGGAUGGCUGCUUAUCAGCUUUGCUCAGAAUAUCCCAAUGCUCUACUCUGGUCGGAUCAUCACAGGAAUGGGUUGUGGUGCAGUCUCACUUGCUGUUCCAAUCGGCAAGAGGCACUAAAGUUGCAAGACUGGCUGACGCCAGUGAUAGCAAAACCCCUGAUAAUUAGUCUUGGGUUAAUGGUGUUUCAACAAUUUUGUGGAGUCAAUGCAGUUCUCUUUAAUGCUGCCCACAUCUUUGCAAUGGCAGGAUUUAAAAAUGGGAAGGUCGUCUCCAUUGCUGUGGGCCUGGUGCAGUUUGUCGGAACUGGUUUAGCAUGCGUCAUUAUGGAUAAAGCGGGGAGGCGUAUCCUCCUCUUGACAACAGCAAUUGGAAUGUGUGUCUCUCUUGUAGCACUUGGUGUGUAUUUUGAGAUCUACAUCCCUCCAGAAGGUGAAGGCUCAGCAAGUGAGACAGUUUCCUUGCUUGGUUCAAUCAGUCACUCUAUUCCAGCCAAGAAGAUUUCCUGGUUAUCAAUUUUGUGUAUUGUUUUGUUCAACUUGAUGUUUGCCCUUGCAUGGGGACCUGUUCCAUGGCUUGUGAUGUCAGAAAUAUUUCCCCUCCGAGCCCGAGGUCCGGCCAGCAGCUUUGCGACUAUGGCCAACUGGACAUUGGCAUUUAUUGUCACUAAAACAUACCAGUCCAUGGCUGAUACUCUUCAAAACCAAGGUGUAUACUGGUUGUAUGCAGGGUUCUGUUUUGUUUCAUUCAUUUUUGUUUAUGUACUAAUGCCAGAGACAAAGGGGAAAACAUUGGAAGAGAUAGAAGCCAUGUUUGACAAGAAGAAUUCACAAUAUGAACGUAUCCACUAACAAGUGAAGAGAUGGAAUGGAUGUAAACUUUAAACUCUCAGGAUGUCAUAUGUUUUUUCUUCAAUUAAGCUGCUAUGUUCCUAGUAAAAAAUAUAUAUAUAUAUUUUAAAUUAUUGCAGAGUGAAGUGUCAUAUCAAAGUGACAAGCUUGGAGAGUGACAUUUCAAUCCUCACUUCAUCUGUUAGUAGGCCCAGACACCAAAACAAAUGCUCUAAAAGUCUGGUCAGGAUUUGUCAAUUGUUUCUGUUAACCCUCUGACCCUUAUGAGUGACCAGCAUCCAAUAUCUCCUCACAAUAUCACCUCCCAAUAACACAUUGAGGUCACAAGAAGAAAAUAAAUGAUCAACAACUAAA